Molecule: messenger RNA, 411 nt
Organism: Penicillium roqueforti
Lineage: Eukaryota; Fungi; Ascomycota; Eurotiomycetes; Eurotiales; Aspergillaceae
Exons: 1
Coding region: 1-411 (136 amino acids)
Source: RefSeq, a predicted model, not a curated record
AUGGCAGUUGAGGUAGCAUGCGAGGAGAUACCAACAAAGCUCGAGGACGACAUGAUGUUUUGGCUCAACCAAAGCAACGGAGAAGUGAACGUUGUACUCAGUAUCGAAGUACUGCAGGGAAAAAUCACGAUUGCGCAAUGGAAAAGCAACGAGCAUGGGAUUCCCUUCCUGGUGCAGAAUAUGGAGAUCACCAAGGAUCCGGCGCCAGGCUGUGACCAUAUUCAAGGUAGCAUCUGUAUUCCCUUCGAAGACAUACAUUGCCAGCCCAGACCGCAGAAUAAGAGUGAUUUUGUCAUGACUCGUGUCGGCAUGGAAAGCCUGGCACAUCAGAUAUGGGCUUUCACAAUUCUCUUGACACUUAACCCUGUCACAGCGCCUCUCCGUCUCUUCGACACUUCUAUGGGCGAUUAA